AUGGUGGGCGCCACUCCCGCCCACAGCCCCGUCAGCCUGCGGGAGCUGCUGCUGGCCGGGGCGGAGGGGGGCGGCGGCGGCGGCAGCCCCACCCCCACCUCCCCCACCCCCACCCCCACGCCGGGUCCCGGGGCGGCGGGCCCGGCGGAGGAGGAGGAGGUGUGCGUGGUGGGCGUCUUCGGCAAGACGGCCUUGCAGCUCUGCUCCGAGAAGGCGGGCCUGGUGAACACGGUCUGCGACCGGCAGGUGUUCCCCCUCUUCCAGCGGGAGGUGGAGGCCCGGGCGGCGGGCGGGGCGGGCGUGGAGCUGGCCGCUGACUCCCCGUCGCCUUCCUCCUCCUCUUCCUCCUCCUCCUCCUCUUCUUCCUCCUCUUCCUCUUUGCAGGGGGAUUACAACCUCCUGCAAGCCUACUACAGCCCGGAGUGCAAGGUGCUGUACCUGGUGCUCACCUCCAUCUGCGACAGCCGCCAGCUGCUGCAGGCCUGCCGGGACCUCGACGCCCUGGGGGACGGCCGGGGCCCCGGCGGCCUGGGGGCUCGCCCGGCCCCGGGCGGCACCCUGCCCCACGCGGAGGCCCACGAGUUCUGGAAGCACCAGGAGAAGCUGCACUGCCUCAGCCUGCUCUACCUCUUCUCCGUCUGCCACGUCCUGCUGAUGGUCCACCCCACCUGCUCCUUCGACAUCACCUACGACCGGGUCUUCCGGGCUCUGGACGGGCUGCGGCAGAAGGUGCUGCCCUCCCUGAAGGCCGCCAUCAAGGACUGCCCCGUCGGCAAGGACUGGAAGCUCAACUGCCGCCCUUGCCCGCCCCGCCUCCUCUUUCUCUUCCAGCUCAACGGGGCCCUCAAAGUGGAGCCCCCUCCGGGCAGGGGGCAGGAGCUCUGCGGGCACCUGGAGAAGCCGCCUCCGAAGAAGCAUUCGCCCAAACGGAGGCUCCAACACGCCCUGGAGGACCAGAUCUACCGCAUCUUCCGCAAGAGCCGGGUGCUGACCAACCAGAGCAUCAACUGCCUCUUCACCGUCCCGGCCAACCAGGCGUUCGUCUACAUCGUGACGGGCGGCUCCCAGGAGGGCGACGACCCCAUCGCCGUCUUGCUGGACCAGCUCCGCAGCAACUGCACGACCCGGGAGGCGGAGUCCGUGCUGGGUCCCUCCUUGGCCGGGCCCAGGAGGUACCAGAUGAUGCGGCACGGGCGCCAGCAGCUCUCUUUCCACGUGGAGAGCAGCAGCUCCGCUUCUUCAGGCCAGCUGGUGGACUGCACCUUGAAGGAGUUCCUUUUCCAGCACGUGGAGCUCGUCCUCGGCAAGAAGGGCUUCGACGACAGCGUGGGCAGGAACCCCCAGCCGUCCCACUUUGAACUGCCGACUUACCAGAAGUGGGUGGCCACGGCCCUGAAGCUGUAUGAAGUAGCCAUCGAAGGCAAAGACAGCGACCCGUCUUCUCUCGCUGGGGAGCUGACUUCCAAGAUUUUGGGCAGCAUCAAAGUCUUGGAAGGCUACUUGGACAUUGACACCAAGUUCUCGGAGAACCGCUGCCAGAAGGCCUUGCCGAUGGCCCACAGCGCGUACCAGUCCAAUCUGCCGCAUAACUACACCAUGACGGUGCAUAAGAACCAGCUGGCUCAGGCCCUGCGGGUGUACAGCCAGCACGCGCGGGGACCGGCUUUUCACAAGUACGCCCUGCAGCUGCAUGAAGACUGCUACAAGUUUUGGAGCAACGGACACCAGCUGUGUGAAGAGAGGAGUCUGACGGACCAGCACUGCGUGCACAAGUUUCACUUGCUGCCCAAAUCGGGAGAAAAACCUGAACCAGAUCGGAAUCCACCAGUGUUAUACCACAACAGCCGAGCUCGUUCCACUGGCGCCUGCAAUUGUGGGAGGAAACAGGCGCCCAGAGAUGAUCCCUUUGACAUCAAAGCGGCAAAUUAUGAUUUCUACCAGCUACUGGAAGAGAAAUGUUGUGGGAAACUGGACCACAUCAGCUUCCCCGUAUUUCAGCCAAGCACGCCAGACCCAGCACCUGCCAAGAACGAGUCUUCAGCCAGCCCUUCAGAAGGGGAAGCAGAAAAACUGAAGGAGAAGGAACCACAAACUCAGGGCGAAAGCACCAGUCUGAGCUUAGCUCUCAGCUUGGGUCAGUCCACAGAUAGUUUGGGUACCUACCCUGCAGAUCCACAAGGCGGAGGGGACACCACCGAGGCGCAUGGGCAAGCCACAGAAUCCAAAGGUGAAAAGAGGCCAAGCUUGGUAGACCGUCAGGCAUCCACAGUGGAGUAUCUCCCUGGCAUGCUCCAUUCGAAUUGCCCAAAGGGCCUCCUGCCCAAAUUUUCCAGCUGGUCGCUAGUGAAACUCGGCCCUGCCAAAGCUUACAACUUCCACACUGGCUUGGACCAACAGGGCUUCAUCCUGGGGACAAACUACUUGAUGCCUUGGGACAUUGUUAUCAGGACAAGGACCGAAGAGGAGGGCGACCUGGAUACAAAUUCCUGGCCGGCCCCUAACAAGGCCAUUCCCGGGAAGAGAAGUGCGGUCGUCAUGGGGAGAGGAAGGCGUCGAGAUGAUGUGGCCCGUGCCUUUGUGGGGUUUGAGUACGAAGACGCCCGUGGCCGAAGGUUCAUGUGUUCUGGGCCGGAGAAAGUCAUGAAGGUGAUGGGAGGGGGACCCAAAGAAUCGGCCAUCAAAGCUCUCAACUCCGAUAUGCCUUUGUACAUCUUGUCAUCCAACCCGGGGCGAGGACUGAAGCCGCACUAUGCUCAGCUGAUGAGACUUUUUGUCGUGGUUCCUGAUGCCCCUCUCCAGAUAAUACUGACGCCUCAGGUCCAGCCAGGGCCACCUCCUUGCCCUAUAUUUUACCCCGAGAAGCAAGAGAUAACUCUUCCUCCUGACGGACUGUGGGUCCUUAGAUUUCCUUACGCUUAUGUGACAGAACGGGGGCCCUGCUUUCCUCCGAAAGAAAACCAGCAGUUGAUGAGUUACAAGCUUAUUCGAGGAGUACUGAAGGCCGUGGUACAGUAGGAGCCGUUGGACCUCAAAGACUGAAAUGACGUUGGAAGUUAUUUUUUUCUUUUC
Molecule: messenger RNA, 3069 nt
Organism: Euleptes europaea (tarantolino)
Lineage: Eukaryota; Metazoa; Chordata; Lepidosauria; Squamata; Sphaerodactylidae
Gene: SMG8
Product: SMG8 nonsense mediated mRNA decay factor
Exons: 4
Coding region: 1-3015 (1004 amino acids)
Biological process (GO): nuclear-transcribed mRNA catabolic process, nonsense-mediated decay
Source: RefSeq, a predicted model, not a curated record